Molecule: messenger RNA, 2362 nt
Organism: Impatiens glandulifera
Lineage: Eukaryota; Viridiplantae; Streptophyta; Magnoliopsida; Ericales; Balsaminaceae
Product: 5'-nucleotidase domain-containing protein 4
Exons: 18
Coding region: 569-2173 (534 amino acids)
Molecular function (GO): 5'-nucleotidase activity
Source: RefSeq, a predicted model, not a curated record
GAAUUAACCUCCCGCCAUUAACAGAUCGAGUUCCUCACGAUUAUGUAUAUAAAAAAAAAGAAAAGUAUUAAGAAUUGGAUUCGAUCUCCAAAUCGGUAAUCCACAAUCAGAUUCCCACUAAUUGUUUGUUUUUCCAAUAUAUAUUGGAAGAAGAAUGACAAUUGCCCAAGCUUCUUUACUUUAAAUGCAUCUAUUUCCAGCAGCAUAGCAACAGCAGCAACAAUUCCUUCAAUUAUUCCCAAAUUCCAAUUCUGCUUAAGUAUUUGAUGCCCUCAUCACUCCAAUCCUUUUUUAACUACAAAAUGCGGAUUCCAAAGAGACCGACAUUCUCCUUUUGCCUCUUUAUCAUCUCUCCCGCGCCCAAGUUCAAUCCAACUCAUUUCUUCUCUCCUAGACUUAUUGAUUCUCGCUACAAACUUCUGUGCCCUUGUUUUCAUUCGGACCAACGAAGAAGAAGGAUUCCCGAAUUAGGUGUUCCUUGGAGCAAACCUUGGACUGUGUAGUACUUAAGGCUCAAACCCUCUGAGUUUUUGUUUGUGUCCAAUUUGGCCAAGGAAACCGCUACAUAAUGAAUGGGACUGGAGUAGAUGAGACAAUGAAAAAUGCUAAGAGUUUGAAUGACAAUUAUGGAGCUUCUCCACAUAUUUGGUCAUCUCCUGAUGGAGGAAAAGACAUUAACAUAGGGAGACAGAUAUUUUGCAAUAGAUCUUUAAAUAUGAAAAGCAUAGUUGCUGUUGGGUUUGACAUGGAUUAUACGUUAGCGCAAUAUAAACCAGAAACUUUCGAAUCUCUUGCAUAUGAAGGCACAGUUAGAAAGCUGGUCUAUGAUUUGGGAUACCCCUUGGAGUUGUUGAAUUGGACAUUUGACUGGAAGUACAUGGUCAGAGGUUUAGUUUUGGAUAAGAAGAGGGGAAACAUAUUAAAGAUGGAUCGACAUAAAUAUGUCAAAGUAGCCUAUCAUGGAUUUAAGGAGUUGUCAAAGGAAGAUAAAAUGUCAACUUAUGGAUAUACUUUGAUACGAGAUUCAUUUGAUGAACCUGAAUAUGCAGUCAUUGAUACUCUUUUCUCACUGGCUGAAGCUUACUUGUUUGCUCAACUGGUUGAUUUCAAGGACAAUAACCCUGGACAAGUUCCUGGAGGUGCAGACUAUGCUCAUAUGUACAAACAUGUUCGAGCAGCAGUAGAUUUGUGCCAUCGUGAUGGAACUCUGAAGCAGAUGGUUGCGAAGGAUCCAGCAAGGUAUAUUAAUGAUGAUGCCUCUAUUGUACCAAUGUUCAAAAUGCUAAGGGAUUCUGGCCGAGCUAUUUUCUUAGUGACAAACAGUCUUUGGGAUUACACAAAUGUUGUGAUGAAUUUUCUCUGCCGGACUCAAACAUCAGUUGGCAGUUCAGAGCUGAAUUUUGAUUGGCUCAAAUACUUUGAUGUUGUCAUCACGGGAAGCUCAAAACCAGGUUUUUUCCAUGAUGAGAACCGUGCUAACCUUUUUGAGGUUAAACCAGAAUCUGGGAUGCUUUGUAAUACAGAUAAUGGAACUCCUAUGGUUCAGGUUGGAAGUUCGGAAAGUUUUCCCGUGGAAAUCUCUGAAGAUGGUGGUUGUAGAGUUUUCCAGGGAGGAAAUGUGGGUCAUCUGCAUAAACUACUUUCUGUAGAGUCAAGUCCACAGGUUCUUUAUGUUGGAGAUCACAUAUAUGGAGAUAUUUUACAAAGCAAAAAGGUUUUAGGGUGGAGAACAAUGCUAGUUGUUCCAGAACUUGAACGAGAGGUUGAGCUCCUCUGGGAAUCAAGAGAAUUGCGUAAGCAACUUCGGUCAUUGAGGAGUGAGCGUGACACUGUUGAAGAUGAAAUACAUCAUCGCAGAUGGUCUCUCAAGUUUAAUGCUGGGCAUGAUGAAAAUAAGCAGCAGGAGUCAGAUCUUGAUGAAAUGGAGUAUCAAAAGGAUGAUGUGCGUCUCAGUCAUCAACAAGGACAAAGAGAACUUCAUCAGAAGUUUCAUAAGGUCUGGGGACAACUGAUGAAGACUGGAUAUCAGAACUCUCGUUUCGCACACCAGGUGGAGAGGUUUGCUUGUCUUUAUACAAGCCAGGUGACAAAUCUGAGCUUAUACUCCCCUGACAAGUACUAUCGACCAAGUGAAGAUUUUAUGCCCCAUGAAUUCGACAUACUCGGUCUGUGAUAAGUGAAAAGGAUAUUGGUCACAGUUACAUACAAAGUAAAUAAAAAUAAUGCCCACUAAUAAGUAAUAACUAGUCUUCUAAGAUGUUUUGUGUGUUUUGUUUUUUUCUUACUGCAUAUCUUUGGACUUGUAAGCUUGUGAAUGUUUUUUGGAACUAGUUUUAAAAGCUUUUACAUUUUUUCUUUUGUA